This is a messenger RNA of Paramuricea clavata, 3583 nucleotides long. The record is from the annotation of a GenBank genome assembly. NCBI's taxonomy places the organism in Eukaryota, Metazoa, Cnidaria, Anthozoa, Malacalcyonacea, Plexauridae.
AUGAAUUCUACAAGUGUAACAAUUUCUUGGUCUGCUCCAGUUCCCCACCGAAGAAAUGGAAUCAUUACCUCAUAUCAGUUGUGUCACUCUACCGAAAAGUUGCUAAGCAAUUGCAAUAGUAACAGAAAUAAUUCAUAUCGUGAAUCAGAAAAAGAAUCUAUGACAUUAGAAGAAUUACUGCCUGCAACUGUGUACUACUUCAGAAUUCGAGCGAAAACCAUCGCUGGGGCCGGUCCUUAUACCAAAAAACAUAGGAUAAUCACUAGCUCAGGUGAGAUCUUAUAUUUUGUUCCUUAUCAGGUUCGCCUAUGGCACUUCUGCCCAGUACAGUUUGCAACAAGAGCGAGCCUCCGGCAACAACGUGCUUUUAAUAGCCUGGGGAUUUUUCAGUGGAAAGGUUCUGUUGAUUUUUAAACACUUUUUGCAAGUGAAAUGCUUUUACUAAGGGAAUUUACUACAUCCUGGCUGUUGUUUGUCAAUGCCCUACAUAAGUGAACUACCUUCUUAUUUUAUACUAUAAAAAUAGGUACGCGUUGCGUACAUGUCGCACUGGGUACAAGUCAAUAGUCAGUCCUUGCAGGUGCACGAGGUUAAGGGGGACAACCAAGUGUGGACUACCUAAAAACAUUUUUUUCAAUUUAAAGGUUUUAUCAUCAUAUUUGAGUCAAAUAUGAUGGAAUAUCCUCAGCUGACGCAGGAUCAGUAACUUUUACAUUCGUCGUUGCCAUAGUAACUAAGAUAGGCCUCGCUAUUGGGUAAAAUAUAGGGUUUGCUCCAAAAAUGAUGUGAGCCAAACUAAUUUACCGAGAAUUUUAGAAACAGCUUUAAUGGACACUUAAUACAUCGAUCUAUGUCAUGAACCUAAAAAAAUAUACAAGUAAUAUAAUAAAUUAAAGCCUUCAUAUUUUACUUUUUUAAAAUUAUAUGAAGAAAGGAGUUCUUAUAAGGCUACUUUUGCAAUGUAUAUUGCUGAUAUAUGAAGUUUUUUAGGUCCAUGACAUGGCUAUGUAACAAGCAAAGAAACUCUGAAAAUUUCGAACGAAUUGAUUCAGUAUAUGAACAGUAGGAGAGUUUUUAGUAUUUCGCAAAAUGCUCAUGUGAGAAAAGCGAUUUUAAAGUUUUUGCAUAUAUUAGAAUAACUUAGAUAGAACAAUAUAGUUGAAAAUGGAACAAUAGGCUAAACCAAUCGCAUAUCUUUAUCGCUCCGGGUAAAAUCGUGGUUUUACCCUACGAAGGUGUAGAAUUUGCUGGAUUUCUGUAGUUUACGGUACAUUUUCGUUCUUAAAAUUACACGGAUUUUAUAAAGAAUGCUAUCAAGACAACAUUUUUACGUUUUUCUAAAAAAUAACGAAUAUUGGAAAAUUUGGGUGGAAGACCACCUUAACUAACCUGUUAAAAGUGUUGAUUUUUGUUGCCUAGUGAUUUACAUGCUCUUUUCACCUCUGUGACCGACGUUUCUUGUUGCAACAUGCAGGACAUGACUUUCUUAUCAUUAUUUUGCCCCACAUGCACCUGAGCUCCCAGUUUGCGUCUACAAGAAACUGAUUAGCUUUUAUUGGGUCCAUGGUACUCCUCUGAAAUAGAUGGUGAUAGCGCAAGAUUUACUAUGUCUCAACUAGAAAAAGAACAGUGGUGUAGUCAGAGUCGAUUUGGGGGGGGGGGGCAAAUAUUUUGGAUUUCUGGGGCUCAGAAACUCCAUUUCCAUUUCUGAUACGAGUUUUUAAGAGUAAUUGGAUGGUUAUAAAUUACAGAAUUCUGUUAUUAUUAAAUUGGAAAAAAGCACAAUACACAUGAAAAUAUAUUUAGAUUUAUUGAUUAUAUCAUUAUCAACUGAAGCAUUUCAUAACAUUAUUCACCUAUUGUCAUCGUCACACAAUUUCUAACAAAAUUUAAACUAAAUCCAUUUUUCUGGGAGCAAUAUUUAAUAAUGUUUGACAUUGUUUGUACAAGGAUUUAUAGAAUUAAUUACUAUUAAUUGGAUUUGACUAAUUGCUUACCUGACCUGUCCCUCCCCCCCCCCAUAUCUGGUCGGAUUUGAACUUUCAUCAGAACGGUUUUGAAGUGUCCCUCCCCCUUUGGCUACACCACUGGAGAAGAAUCGUGCAUAAAUUAAAAAAGGAAUUUCAUCGACAUAUUUGACAAUGCCGAUAAAUAUAAUAUAACCCAUUCAUUAGAUAAACUCUAUACUGUAUGUCCUGGGACGGGCUACUAAUACUUGAACAAUACAUCAGCUUAUUUUUAUGUGCAGCUACAGUGAACUUGUUACAGGUACUGAUUAAAAUAACUUGUUUUUAUUAAGCCAAUGUCUUAUCCACAAAUCAAAUUGUUGACAGUGGCUUCAGAUGUUGAUUUUAAAUGAAAUAAUCUAAAGCUAGUAUGCUAAAGAGUAAACGAUGUCUAUUUUUAUCGUAGAAAAAUGUUUUCAAUUCAAAUUAAUUAUUAAAAAAUCAACUUUGGUGGCUUCAAACUUCCGGUUGGAGAUAGCGUUCCUGUUGUAUUCAUUUCGCUGUGCGAUGACGACUCCUAUACCCUCAUGCAUAGCGGGCAUCGGUAUCAGGCAUGUCGUCUAUUGCUAAAAUAUUUCGAUAUUAGUUAAUUUCUUUCUUUAGGUAAGUUACUUAAAUCUGAGGAGGUUAAUACAACAGCUUAUUCUUUCGGUGUACAACAUCAACGACCACAAAACGGAUACAGGUAUAUUUUAAUUACUACAAGUUAGAUGUGUCUUUGCUCGCUACUCUAGUUUUAAUAAAUGCUCGCUACAGCAAUCUUCCGUUUAUUCAUGACGAGUUUGCCGUUUACAGUUAGCAAUUUGAUUUAAACUGAAUUUUAAGGUCUCUAAUUGUCUUUAUCUUUAUCAUUAGAUAUAUUCAGAUAAUUGUAAUCAGACUAAACAGCAGCGCACUCCCGGCCGAUCCGCCAUAUUCAUUCACAUCAGACAAAAUCUCAACAGUCAAUGAAUCAGUUCCAACCUUAGUACCAUACGUCACUGCACAACUCACUGUUCACCAAGCAUAUGAACUAAAGACCUUUGUUAUUGGCGAUGGCUUGAACUAUGGUCAAACUCCCAGAAAGCGACGAGAGGCCGAAUGGUUCAGGAUAGCAUAUGAUGAAAGAGGGAAACAAGUUACCAGAGACAGAAGGAGUGAUGACUCUGCAAAAGCAUCGUUGUUUUAUAACCGACCUCUAAAGCCGAAUUCAAAUUAUUCCGCUUUUCAGAGAACGUUUAUAGAUGAGGUAAGUUAUUAAUUAUUUGAGUGCACACGAAACGAUUGUUUGAAAUCAAGGCUGAUAAUCCUAUUUUAAGUUAUUGAAAUAUCGAGAGCUUCGUACCAGUCUCAUGGGUACCAAGCAAAUCCUGGAAAUGUCUUAUAUACGUCUUCAUGGUAAUGGCACGGGCAAUUUCAGUAAAUUAGCUGGCGAACCUAGCUGCAUGGUCGUGACUCCGAUGACAGUGCACAACCUGCCGUUAAGAAUUUCUUUUACUGUUUUAUAUAGGAUACCUAUUACUCAAGCUCGUGGUCAGAGCCUGUACGGACAAACAUGAUAGGCACUGAAACGUCUAGAAGAGUGAGCAGUAGUUCAG